AUGGUUGGUCUCGUUCCCAUGCUUAAUGAAAGUUGCUGUGGACUUUACCGGAUGUGGCAAGCCAUGUUACUUGUUGGCUUGAUGAGGAAACUGUACUGUUAUGGUGGAAUUAAAGCUAAUCGGGACUUAAUCAUGUUACCGGAUGUCCAUGGUGAGAGUCUCAUGCAAUUGGCUAAACUUUUUCCUAUUCAAUAG
Ilex paraguariensis (yerba mate) is the source of this 195-nucleotide messenger RNA. The record is from the annotation of a GenBank genome assembly. NCBI's taxonomy places the organism in Eukaryota, Viridiplantae, Streptophyta, Magnoliopsida, Aquifoliales, Aquifoliaceae.